AUGGCUAGUGAAUCAGAUUUGAAUGUCGACGAGAUAAUUUCGGCCUUACUGGAGGUGCGUGGUUCUCGUGUUGGCACUACGGUCAAUCUUAAGGAGGAAGAUAUCAAAGCACUUUGUGCUAAAUCAAGGGAGAUUUUCCUUUCACAGCCUAUUUUAUUAGAGCUGGAAGCUCCUCUUAAAAUAUGUGGUGACAUCCAUGGUCAAUACACAGACUUGAUGAGGCUUUUCGAGUACGGUGGUUUUCCACCAGAAGCCAAUUACCUCUUCCUCGGUGACUAUGUGGACAGAGGGAAGCAAAGCCUAGAAACAAUUUGCCUUCUCUUGGCAUACAAGAUCAAGUACCCCGAAAACUUCUUCCUUCUUCGCGGUAAUCACGAAUGCGCAUCAAUUAACCGAAUUUACGGAUUUUAUGACGAAUGUAAACGAAGGUACAACAUAAAAUUGUGGAAAACAUUCACAGAUUGCUUCAAUUGUCUUCCCGUGGCAGCCAUAGUCGACGAAAAGAUCUUCUGUUGCCACGGAGGACUGUCUCCGGAUCUUCAGACAAUGGAGCAAAUCCGUCGAGUUCUUCGCCCCACUGAUGUUCCCGACACUGGACUGUUGUGCGACAUUCUGUGGGCAGAUCCAGACAAGGACACGAAGGGCUGGGGCGAGAAUGACAGAGGCGUCAGCUUCGUGUUCGGCGGGGACGUGGUGGAGAAGUUCCUUCACAGGCACGACCUCGACCUCAUCUGCCGCGCUCACCAGGUCGUGGAGGAUGGGUACGAGUUCUUUGCCCAGCGCCGUCUCGUUACCCUUUUCUCGGCGCCCAAUUACUGCGGAGAGUUCGACAACGCCGGUGGUAUGAUGUCCGUUGACGAGACCCUCAUGUGCUCCUUCCAGAUUCUGAAGCCUUCAGAGAAAAAGUCAAAGUACCAAUACCUUGGCGUAAACUCUGGCCGCCAAGCUGGCUUCGCUCGUUCCACCAUGUAG
Molecule: messenger RNA, 972 nt
Organism: Mesocestoides corti
Lineage: Eukaryota; Metazoa; Platyhelminthes; Cestoda; Cyclophyllidea; Mesocestoididae
Source: the annotation of a GenBank genome assembly